Molecule: messenger RNA, 1050 nt
Organism: Pieris brassicae (large cabbage white)
Lineage: Eukaryota; Metazoa; Arthropoda; Insecta; Lepidoptera; Pieridae
Gene: cyp33
Product: peptidyl-prolyl cis-trans isomerase E
Exons: 5
Coding region: 119-1039 (306 amino acids)
Biological process (GO): protein folding; protein peptidyl-prolyl isomerization
Cellular component (GO): intracellular membrane-bounded organelle
Molecular function (GO): RNA binding; peptidyl-prolyl cis-trans isomerase activity
Source: RefSeq, a predicted model, not a curated record
UGAAUUUGUAAAAACUAGAUGCAAACUGCACACCGGGCGGGGAAAUAUUUGUUUUCGAAUUUCUCGCAACAUUUUUAGUAAUCUUGUUAAUUGGAUCUCACUUAUAGGAGAUUUCAUAAUGAGUAGUAAACCUAAUUCUAAGCGUACAAUUUAUGUUGGCGGUUUAGCUGAAGAGGUAGAUGAGAAGGUUUUACAUGCAGCAUUUGUCCCAUUUGGUGAUCUUGUUGAUGUUCAAAUACCCUUAGAUUAUGAAACUGAGAAACAUAGAGGGUUCGCAUUUAUUGAAUUCGAAAAUGCUGAAGACGCAGCAGCUUCUAUUGAUAACAUGAAUGAUUCAGAGUUAUUUGGAAGAACAAUAAGAGUCAAUGUAGCAGCACCACAAAGGAUAAAGGAGGGUUCAACAAGACCUGUGUGGUCAGAAGAUAGUUGGCUUCAAAAGCAUGCUGGAGAGACUCUUGAUGUUGAUAAGGAUGCUCAAGAAAAGGAUAAUGAAGAAAAAAUGGAUACAGAGAGCACUCCUAUACCCAUAAAGCCAACUGAGAAAAAGAAUCCACAAGUUUACUUUGACAUAAGUGUUGGAAAACAAGAAAUAGGCAGAAUAAUAAUGAUGCUCCGAGCUGACAUUGUGCCCAAGACAGCAGAAAACUUUAGAGCUCUGUGCACACACGAAAAAGGCUUUGGAUAUCAGGGUAGCGGGAUUCACAGGAUUAUUCCUGACUUUAUGUGUCAAGGAGGUGAUUUUACAAACAACAAUGGUACUGGAGGUAAAUCAAUAUAUGGCCGAAAGUUUGAAGACGAAAAUUUCAUAUUGAAACACACAGGUCCUGGAAUAUUAAGUAUGGCAAACUCAGGACCCAAUAGUAAUGGAUCUCAGUUCUUCCUUUGUACAGCCAAAACGGAGUGGCUGGAUGAAAAACAUGUUGUAUUUGGUCAUGUGGUGUCAGGUCUUGAUGUGUUAAAAAAAAUGGAGCGAUAUGGAAGUAAAAGUGGGACUGUCAGUGCCAAAGUGAUAAUUAGUAAUUGUGGAGAAUUACAGUGAUAUUAUAUGUA